Gopherus evgoodei (Goodes thornscrub tortoise) is the source of this 4149-nucleotide messenger RNA. RefSeq lists its product as uncharacterized. Bases 245 to 3481 code for a protein of 1078 amino acids. Gene Ontology annotation, biological process: innate immune response; inflammatory response; regulation of apoptotic process. The record is from RefSeq and is a predicted model, not a curated record. The transcript has 21 exons. Gene Ontology annotation, cellular component: canonical inflammasome complex. NCBI's taxonomy places the organism in Eukaryota, Metazoa, Chordata, Testudines, Testudinidae.
GCAGCUCAGUUGGGAGGGAGCAACCGGAUGAGACAGACAUUUCUUCCCUGCUGCUGGACUGGAGCACCAAGGAGAAUCACUGUUGCCCCAAGGACGAAGGUAACUGAGAAAUACAUUGCUACAGCGCCUACAUAUGUAGGCAAAGGAGAUUUUUCUUGGAAAUGUGAAGAAAACUGUGAUCCUAAUCCUGGUCCCAGAGAAAUUCCUGUCUCUUUGAAGAACCAUCGCAAGUGGCACUGGCAGCAUGGAGCAGGCCGAGAGUGAACUGCUGGCGACCCUGAAAGAGCUGGGAGAAAGGGAGCUGCAGAGGUUCAAGGACAAAUUGAGUGAAAUCCUGCCAAAGAAGGGAUACCAACUUCUCCCCUCUGGGAGACUAAAAGAUGCCGAUCCCCCAGCCCUCACGGACCUCCUCCUCCUCUUCUAUGGGACGGACUAUGGGGCGGAGGUGACUGCAGAGGUGCUGAGAGCCAUCGACCAGGGAGUCCUAGCAAAGAGAAUUAAGAAACUCAUUAAAGCACUGAGAGAUGAGAAACAUUACUUCAAGCGGCAGCUGCAGCAGCAUGACUACGCAAGAGGAGGUGUCAUGUAUGCGAAAUACACACUGAACAAUGAGCAGUACCAGACAAUCAGAGCUGAGAAAACCAACCAGGAGAAGAUGCGAAAGCUGUACCAGCUGGUGCCAAGCUGGGAUGAAUGGCAGAAGGACCACCUCUACCAGGCACUGAAGGAAACAAACAGAGAGCUGGUUGAAGAACUGGAGGAGGAACACUUUGUUGACCGGCACCGAGAGAAGCUGAUCCAGCAAGUCUCAGAAGUGGACAGAGUCCUGAAGCUACUUCGGGGGCACACGCUAACCCCUGAGCAAUACCAGAGCAUCAGCACUGGGAGACCCAAUGUGGAGAAAAUGCAGAAGCUGUACGAGCUGGUGCCGAGCUGGCGGAAGGAGCGAAAGGACCGGCUCUACCGGGUACUGUGGAUAACAAACAGCGCCCUUGUUGAUGAGUGUGCAGGCUCAGAGGAACAUUUUGUGGAGCGGAAUCGGGAGCAGCUGAUUCAAUGCGCCUCUUCAGUUGACACAACCCUGGAUAUGCUGAAGCAGGGCUAUAACACAUUGUUCACGAAGCAGCCAGACUCGCUGGUGCACUCACCAUAUGAAAGAUCCACUGAAGAGCUAGAAGGCUCAGAGGAACAUUCUGUGGAGCGGAAUCGGGAGCAGCUGAUUCAACGCACCUCUUCACUUGGCAUAGCCCUGGAUAUGCUGAAGUGGGGCUAUAACACAUGGUUCACGAAGCAGCCAGACUCGCUGGUGCACUCACCAUAUGAAAACCCCACUGAAGAGCUAGGAGGCCCAGAGGAACAUUCUGUGGAGCGGAAUCGGGAGCAGCUGAUUCAAAGCACCUCUUCACUUGGCAUAGCCCUGGAUAUGCUGAAGUGGGGCUAUAACACAUGGUUCACGAAGCAGCCAGACUCACUGGUGCACUCACCAUAUGAAAACCCCACUGAAGAGCUAGGAGAACCAUCAAAGUCACCUACUGGCGGACUCCUCCAGAAUCGGGCAUACAUACUGAACGAUGAACAGUACCAGACAAUCAGAGCUGAGAAAACCAGCCAGGAGAAGAUGCGGAAGCUGUACAAGCUGGUGCCAAGGUGGGACGAAUGGCAGAAGGACCGGCUCUACCAGGCACUGCAGAGAACAAACAGAGACCUGACUGAAGAGCUGGAGGAGAAACACUUUGUUGACCGGCACCGAGAGAAGCUGAUCCAGCAAGUCUCAGAAGUGGACAGAGUCCUGAAGCUACUUCGGGGGCACACGCUAACCCCUGAGCAAUACCAGAGCAUCAGCACCGGGAGAUCCAAUGUGGAGAAAAUGCAGAAGCUGUACGAGCUGGUGCCGAGCUGGCGGAGGGAGCAAAAGGACCGGCUCUACCGGGUACUGUGGAUAACAAACAGAGCCCUUGCUGAUGAGUGUGCAGGGGAACAUUUCGUGGAUUGGAGCCGGGAGAAGCUGAUUCAACAAGUCUCCUGUGUUGAUGACAUCCUAGAUGUGCUUCAUAGUGUCAAGCUGCAACCGGAAAUACAGAUGCAAGGUGCAGGUACCCCAGCACAGGAGCCGUCCACCAGCACCAGCCUUGGAGCUACACCUGCAGGAGAGACCAGCCCAAGCGAGGAUCCCAGCAGGGACCCCUGGGGACAAGACAAAUGUGACUUGUGUCCCAGAGAAGAGGAUCCUCCAGAAGAAAUACAGCCUGAAACUGUUCGAGACCCAGAUGGGAAGCAGAAGACAUACAGGGUUCAUUUCCCCAGGGCAGGCUCAUUCCGUUGCUCUGAAACAGAACUGGGGCUCGAGGUGAGGGCAGCCGUGACUGUCCACUAUGGAUAUGACUCCUGGGAUCAGCAUCUGAGCGCAUCUGAAAAGCAGCAAUGGAUGGUGGCCGGCCCUUUGUUCAACAUCCGGGUGGUGGAACCAGCUGAGGCCGGGGCUGUGGCAGCCGUUCACCUCCCACACUUCCUGUGCCUCUCAGGAGCAGAAGCUGAUGUUUCUCAGCUUCAAGUUGCCCAUUUUGUUGACUGUGGGAUGACCCUGGAAAGUCCAACGCGGAGGAGGCCGUUCCACGCUGUGCUGGAGAACCCCAGCUUCUCUCCAAUUGGACUGCUUUGGAAACAGAUCUGUUCUACGCUAUUUCCUCCAGUGCACUCCCUGGUGCUGCUUUACCGGUCCAGGAGGGCUGCAGACAUAACCCUCCAUUUCUACCUGCUACCCAGGGAUCUCUCACUAGCACAGGCGAUUGAUGAGAAUGAAAAGAAUUACCAAUCAAUACGAGUUCGCAAGCCUUCUAAAACCAAGCCCCUGCACUUUGGAUCUUGUUAUACUGUGUCUGGUUCAUCAGACAUAGAGGUCACUCCUGAUGAACUGGAGUACUGCAAUAUGAGAGAUCAUCCGCUGGAUCCUGACAUGGAAAUCUACACUGAAGACUUGGGGAACAAACUGAACCUCUACCUGAUGGAGCAAAAUGACGUGGAAUUGGUCUGGAAGGCCACUGUGAGACCAGGGGAUGUGACACUUCCUGGUUCCACUCCAGCACGAGCAGCAGACAUCCAAGAUAAGAUGCCUGAGACCUUGAGAGACGCCCUGCAGGAGACUCUGGAUGAGCUGGGGAGUACAGAUAUCCAGAGAUUCAAGUCUAAAUUGAACCAUAUGAAGCUACCAGAGGGGUACAAGAGAAUCCCCAAUGGGAUGCUGGAGGAGGCCGACUCCCUGACUGUGUGUGAGCUGCUGCUGCAGUACUACACGAUGGAUGGGGCUGUUGAGGUGGCCAUUCAAGCCCUAAAGGGAAUCAAUCAGAAUGAGCUGGCAGGAAAGCUUGAGACGGACACCAGUGGAGUUGAGAUCGUCCGUCUGAAGAUGAGCACACGUUUGACAGAACUGAACUCAUCACAGCCAGGGCAGCGAAGUCUCUCCAUUCAUCCGAGGAAACGUUAGCAAGAUUCAGUGUGAGCCUUUGCGUGCACCAGGCAGCCAAUUACAGCAGCUCAUCCCUGAGGAAGCAGAAGUCUCCUGUCACCACAGCACAGCUCCGAGGGCUGGACCCAGAGCAGGAGUCUGUUUCCCAGGCAGGAAUUCCUUUGGUGCUGAUCAUGGUAUUAGCUGAGUGAGUCACAAACAUUAACUAAUUGGCUCAGCACCUGAUGAUCUAGGGAUCUUGUCCGCCUGUCACUGCAUGGACUGGUUCCUUGGGGGGCUGGGGCUCAGCCGCAGUGUGCCAGCCUUAGGGUGCAACACCCAGGGCCGUAGGGUGGGAGCUUGUGACUGGAAAGCAGCCUGCUGAGAGCAUAAGGACACCCUGAGCUCCCUCCGAGAGAGUCUAGGGAGAGAGGCUGCUGGGCGGAGGGCAGCUGGUAACUCUUCAGAGCCCAGAAGAGAGACCUGCAAGGAACUGGGAUGAACCUCAGCUAGCAGAAUUCAAAGGACUUCAACCAGAACCCACUGUCUUAGGGAAAAUAUAAAACAGAUUUAUUAACUAAGAUAGAUUUUAAGUGAUUUUAAAUAAUAGGCAUAAAAGGUCAGAGAUAGGUACCAAAGAAAAUAAAAGGUAAGUGCACAGUCUAAAUCUUAAACCUUAUUACGCUAGGCAGUAUUUGGAUCAAGCA